AUGCCUUCCAAGAAGCAGACCUCCUCCGGCGGCAACAAGCCGUCCGGCUCCGGCUCCGGCUCCUCCACCCGCUCGUCUUGCCACUGCCGCUGCAGCAUCGGUGGCUGGCUUAAGUUCUUCGCCAUCUUGUUCGCCCUGGUUGCGCCCAUCGCCUACGUCCUUGAGCAGCGUCUCGAGUCCUUCUACGUCUUCGAUACCGAGCACCUUCACGAUCUGUCCAAGCGCGCCAUUAGCGCUCACGGCAACGAUACUAAGGCUAUUGUCAAGUACAUCGUCGACGAGCUGAACGAGCGCAACGGCGUUGCUCCUUACGUGAACAACGAUGAGGAGUGGGUGUUCAACAACGCUGGUGGUGCCAUGGGUGCCAUGUACAUCAUCCACGCCUCCGUCACCGAGUACCUGAUCAUCUUCGGCACUGCCAUCGGCACUGAGGGCCACACAGGCCGCCACACCGCCGACGACUACUUCCACAUCCUCACCGGCACUCAGACUGCCUACGUUCCCGGCGAGUACGAGCCCGAGGUCUACCCUCCCGGUUCCGUCCACCACCUCGUCCGCGGCACCGUCAAGCAGUACAAGAUGCCCGAGAGCUGCUUCGCUCUCGAGUAUGCGCGCGGCUGGAUCCCUCCCAUGCUCUUCUUCGGCUAUGCCGAUACCCUCAGCAGCACGCUCGAUUUCCCUACCCUUUGGCGCACCUCCGUCAUCACCGGUCGGGAGAUGAUCGCCAACUUGCUUAAGGGCAAGUUCUAA
Messenger RNA from Sordaria macrospora k-hell, 750 nucleotides. RefSeq lists its product as uncharacterized. The record is from RefSeq and is a predicted model, not a curated record. Gene Ontology annotation, biological process: ergosterol biosynthetic process. Gene Ontology annotation, cellular component: endoplasmic reticulum. NCBI's taxonomy places the organism in Eukaryota, Fungi, Ascomycota, Sordariomycetes, Sordariales, Sordariaceae.